UCAUGGCGUUCGUGCAUGUGAACGUAAACAAUAACGUAUAGCUGUCAGAUGUAUGUGUACUCAGUUGACCUUUCAUAACAAAGGAAGUUCGACCGAACAUGAAAUUGGCGGAAUGUGAUAUUGCGAAACGACGCAAAAAGUGGAAGAGGAAGCGACGCUUGAAGCGCUUAAAGAAACGACUGUGUGAGCAAGAGGUUAGGUUUAACGCGAGUCAUUGGACGGCUUUUCCCGAGUAUGUCACAGAUGCACGGGAGACUUUAGCGACGGGCACGAUGCAGGCUGACGCUUUCUGGAAGAAUUACGCUGUAGCUCAGGAAUGGCAGAAACGACACAGCAUAACCUGGUGGAGAUCACGUUGUGUUGCCCUCGAGCACGAAAAUAAAAUACUUCGCGACAAAGUAAGAUCUCUAGCUCAACAUCGUGGUUAUCGUGACGUUCAGAAGGAUUAUAAUUAUCACGUGGAUAAUGAUAAUGAUGACGAUCAGGAAGAUAACGACAAUGAGGAUAUGGAAUUCAACCUGACCGAGGAUGUGUUGAAAUUUUUCGAGACGAGCGAAAGACACAAGCAAGAGUUGCGGCGAAAGCGUGAAACCGAGUAUAGCGAAGCUGAACAUAGUGAGACCGAGCACGAGAUGGAUAAUUUAGAGGAGCAACAUUUAGCGGAGGAACCCUUUGUUGACGCUGUUGAAAGCAGUCAGGUAAAAAAAGAAGAGACUGACCUGCUGCACAAUGAUGCCAGCUCUAAGAUAUUGGCAAUGAAAAUCGCUCCACAAAGUACAGUAGAGCGACAUGAAGAUACAGCGAAUUCAUAAUAUUAGCCCAGUAUUCCUCUGAAACCUUAAGAUUAGCUAUAAUAUUAUAGAAGACAACAUUACUGAAAUGCCAAUUGCUUCCUGUUUCGCAAUUGUGCUCCAAAUGUAACAUACUUCCAUUAAUACGAGAGAUCACCGGUAGAUGACACCAUCUUACGGUUUCUAUGAUUUUUGCUGUCGCUCUGUAACUAUAGAUGGAAUUGCUAGGACUGAUAUCAAGACUUUUUCAAUAUUAAUAAUUAGAAAGGAAUAUAUUUAUUUACAGAGUAAAAAACUUUAUUACUGACAGUGUAUACAUUACUGUCAAUCAAAAUUAAAAUGCAUUUUGAGGUGGAAAAAGUAUAUCUUAUAUUGUUUCAUUAAUUUUUAAUAGAAUUUGUAAUAUAUCUAAAUAUUAUUAUUACAAUAGUUAAUUGAAAAUGAAAACCAAUCCUUUAAUUACAUAUAAAACUUACAGUUUGAGAAACGCAUUUUUCUGCUGAAUUAUAUUAAUUUUUAUUAGUGAAGUAGAUAAUAACCCAUACAGCACGAAUCACACUGGACAUGUUUCCGAUUAGUUUCAGAGAGCUAACUGUUACAAGACGAUAACAAUAGUUAUCAUUGCAGAUAUGUAUUCGAUAUCAAAUAGAUACGUGUCUGUUACUGCACAAAAUAGUUUCAAUCGUCGCGUUCAUUACAUGAAAUGUAGAUACAUAAUAGAAGUCUAAUUUAAUAAUAAUAAAAGCCUCGUAACAUAUGUGAUAACCGACAUGUAACUGCAAUACGUCAAGUACGUAACGUCGGUUUACAACAGAUAUGUAACUAAAAUAUAUCACAUACUUAUUGAAUCUAAUCUAUACAAAAU
This is a messenger RNA of Cyphomyrmex costatus, 1656 nucleotides long. RefSeq lists its product as uncharacterized. The transcript is spliced from 4 exons. The record is from RefSeq and is a predicted model, not a curated record. NCBI's taxonomy places the organism in Eukaryota, Metazoa, Arthropoda, Insecta, Hymenoptera, Formicidae. The coding region runs from base 99 to 812 and encodes 237 amino acids.